Molecule: messenger RNA, 1420 nt
Organism: Schistocerca cancellata (South American locust)
Lineage: Eukaryota; Metazoa; Arthropoda; Insecta; Orthoptera; Acrididae
Exons: 2
Coding region: 112-1365 (417 amino acids)
Source: RefSeq, a predicted model, not a curated record
AGGAUUCACACUUAACGGAACGUCAUCGUCACGUUUUGGACCGUCGACGGUCAGAGAAAUUUCUGAGCAUUCACACUAGACGGCACGUCAACGUCGACACAACGUCGUGUGAUGGUUCAUAAUACACUCGCCAGAGGCGCUUCUGUAGUCUAUUGGUUUAUUAUCGGCAUAGUUUCGGAUCUUCAUAAAAUGCCAAAAUUCAGUCUGAAGCAACUUGCAAUGAUUGCAAUUGCCCUUGAUGAAGAGGAAGAAGAACGGCGACCAAAAAGAGUGUGGGUCAGGAAUAUGUUAAAAGGCCGAGAAUGCGAAGGAGAGUUUCAUACCCUUUACAAGGAGCUGGAAGAGGAGGAAUCGUCCUUCUUCAAAUAUUUUAGAAUGCCUAAACAACAAUUUUUUUACCUUUUAAGCAAGAUACAGACGAGGAUUACGAAGAAAAAUUCAAGAUUUAGGUGUCCAAUAUCACCACGACAGAAGCUGAUGGUGUGCUUAAGGUACUUGGCGACAGGUGAUUCCCUUCUCACAUUAUCGUUCAGUUACCGACUUGGGCACUCAACUGUCCAUAACAUUGUUAAGGAAGUAUGCCAGGCAAUAAUUGAUUCAAUGUUACCUGAAGUAAUGCCAACUCCAACAGAAGAAGACUGGCAACAAAUAGCUGAACAGUUUUUGGAUCUAUGGAACUUUCCCAAUUGUAUCGGUGCAAUUGAUGGGAAACACAUUCAGAUUGUGGCUCCUCCAAACAGUGGAUCCCAAUUUUAUAACUAUAAGCAAACAUUUUCCAUAGUUCUUCUUGCACUAGUUGAUGCCAACUAUAAGUUUAUAAACGUAGACAUUGGGUCUUACGGUAAAAAUAGUGAUGGGGGCAUAUUUGCCCAUUCAAAGUUGGGGAAAGCCUUGGAACUUGGCAAAUUGCAAGUGCCAGGAGAUAAGAGACUUCCUGGUACUGAUGUUGUAGUGCCACAUGUGAUUGUUGGUGAUGAAGCCUACCCACUAAAAACUUAUUUAUUAAGGCCAUAUCCAAAAAGUCAAGCAAGUGGUGAUAUUGCCAUGAGUGCUUUUAACGCCAGGCUAUCCAGAGCUCGCCGAGUCUCAGAAAAUGCGUUUGGGCAAUUAGCCCAGAAAUUUAGAAUUUUUUUUAGGAGAAUUAAUUCAAUGCCAGAGAAUGUGGACAAAAUAGUGAUGGCAACAUGUAUUCUUCACAACUAUAUCAAAGAAAAUGUUUAUGCACAAACUGAAGCAGCAAAUGGGACCCUUGUGUUGCAGGAGCUAACUGGACAAGGUGGUUCAGCUACAUCAUCUGCUUUUGUUGUAAGGGAACACUAUAAAGAUUUUUUCAAUUCCCCUAUUGGUAGACUCCCAUGGGCGUAAUUAAAAUGUAUAUUUUCUUAUGUAUUCAAAAGAUAUUCUCAAACAAUUCCUCUUU